Molecule: messenger RNA, 580 nt
Organism: Bombus impatiens (common eastern bumble bee)
Lineage: Eukaryota; Metazoa; Arthropoda; Insecta; Hymenoptera; Apidae
Product: smad nuclear-interacting protein 1-like
Exons: 2
Cellular component (GO): nucleus
Molecular function (GO): mRNA binding; protein binding
Source: RefSeq, a predicted model, not a curated record
GCGAGAAAACCUAAACGAAGAUGGAGGUUAUAUCCGUUCAAAGAAGAGAAAGCAUUGCCUAUCUUGUAUGUUCAUAGACACUCAGCUUAUUUAAUGGGCAGAGAUCGCAAAAUUGCGGAUAUUCCCUUGGAUCAUCCUUCAUGCUCUAAGCAGCAUGCGGUUCUACAAUAUCGUUUAGUACCUUUUCAAAAAGAAGGUGGAGGCGAAGGGAAAAGAAUUUGCCCUUAUCUUAUAGACCUAGACUCUGCAAAUGGUACAUUUGUAAAUAAUGUAAAAUUAGAACCGAGAAGAUAUCACGAAUUAUUAGAACGGGAUGUAAUCCGUUUUGGAUACAGCACCAGAGAAUAUGUUGUAUUACACGAACAUAGUCAAGAUGAUUCGUCAGAUGAUUAAAUAUUUCAAAUACAACUGCUGCUCGUUCUACUGUGAUAUUAGUUGGAAGAAGAUUCGAGAAAGAAGUUAUGACACAUAAUCACAUAGCUAUUUAGGUAUCGUCUACCACUAUAGCUAAGGCUAAUUUGUGAUUAUUCUUAAAUUGUACAAUGUAAGAUAUUAACUAGACUCAUAUAUAUAAUAUUUU